This is a messenger RNA of Spodoptera frugiperda (fall armyworm), 1382 nucleotides long. It is a transcript of the gene Aduk, whose product is annotated as serine/threonine-protein kinase ULK3. The record is from RefSeq and is a predicted model, not a curated record. The transcript is spliced from 11 exons. Gene Ontology annotation, molecular function: protein serine/threonine kinase activity; ATP binding. NCBI's taxonomy places the organism in Eukaryota, Metazoa, Arthropoda, Insecta, Lepidoptera, Noctuidae. Gene Ontology annotation, biological process: autophagy; protein autophosphorylation; autophagosome organization. Gene Ontology annotation, cellular component: autophagosome; cytoplasm. The coding region runs from base 120 to 1382 and encodes 420 amino acids.
ACAGUAAUGACAUUUCAAAUAAGAAAUACGACUUUGUUAUCAAAAGAAUUGUUCGAAUACGUAUUUUGAUUCAGAAUUAUGACUAAAAAUAAUAAAUAAAUACACAUUUAACCACCAAAAUGGCAUUUCCUAAGAUCGAUGGUUACGUGGUGACGGAAAAACUGGGCACAGGCAGCUAUUCCACCGUUUACAAAGCAUAUACAAAGGUGGGCGCCCGGACGGUGGUCGCAAUAAAAUGUGUGGACAAAUCCCGUGUGAAAUACUCCGGUUCAGCCGUAGACAAUCUCAUUACAGAGAUCAGUCUUCUGAAGAAACUCACACACCCACAUAUCGUACAUAUGAAGAACUUUACCUGGGAUGAUAAAUAUGUUCUUUUUACUCCAGGAGUAGUCCAUAUGGAUUUGAAGCCACACAACCUAUUACUCCACAAAGGAUCUGAUGGCAAGUACAUACUGAAAGUGGCUGAUUUUGGGUUUGCAUCGUACAUGACGGAUGCGGUGCAGCGCUCAGUCCGCGGGUCCCCGCUGUACAUGGCGCCGGAGAUGCUGGCCGGCCAGUACGAUGCCAGGGUGGACCUCUGGAGUGUCGGUGUGAUAAUGUAUGAGUGCCUAUUCGGCCGCGCCCCCUACUCCUCGGUCUCUAUGAAGGAGCUGAUAGACAAGAUACAGAAACAAGCCCCUAUAGAGCUUCCCCGUAACGCCUCCAUUUCCCCUGGGUGUAGGAAGCUACUCUUCGGCCUCCUGCAACAUGACCCUGACAAGAGGAUCAGCUAUGAAGAGUUUUUCAGCGACGAGUAUUUGGAUCUAGAACAUAUGCCAACCAAGGAGAAUUAUGAAAAGGCGGUGAACAUAAUAAAGCGAGCGAUAGAAUUGGACAGUGCUGGGGAUUAUAGCGCCGCGUUCGAAGGGUAUAAGCAGAGCUUGGUGUAUUUAGUACCGUGUGUGUCGUGUGAACCUGAUAGCUUACGGCGCGCCGCAUUGGCUGGGAAACUUAGCAGGUAUAUGCAACGUGCCGAAGAGAUAAAGUUGUAUCUGUCGACCGGGCGCUGGUACCGACCGCCCAAGGACACGCACACUCCCAGUGUCAACUGUUAUGCAGCUGUUACAGCUGAUACGUCCAUAGAGUGUAAAUGCAGUGGAGUAUGUUCCUGCCCAAGUUCGGGGAUUAAUGGGAAACCGACAGAGCUGGGGAUUAGUGAGAAGGUGACAGAAAUGGGGAUUACUGAGGAACCGACGGGGAGUAAUAUGGCGCCACUAGCGCAAGAGUCGCCGUCGAAAUCUCGCUUUGGUUUUAAGAAGCUAUUCAGUCGACAACCACCCUUUCUUGAAACUAAAGAUUCAAGUAUGCCGGGUGUCAUAUACCCGACUAAGGAACUACAGUGA